AUGUUGUUGUCAUCCUCAGAGUCGUCCAGAUUGAGGUUUUUGGCCAAGGCAAUUGACAAAGAGUCUCCUAUCGACACAGGAAACAGCUCUGUAUUUAUGUCCAGGGUGAGCUUUGUGUCUGAAGAGCUGGUGGAGUUUGCAAUGAUUCUAGAGACCUUGUCGUAUCUUCCGGUAUCCACCGACUGGACUCCAAAAAUGUCGUCAAAUAGAGUGCUUGACAUGAUAUGUAAAUGCGUAUAG
Messenger RNA from Ogataea philodendri, 240 nucleotides. RefSeq lists its product as uncharacterized. Bases 1 to 240 code for a protein of 79 amino acids. Lineage: Eukaryota; Fungi; Ascomycota; Pichiomycetes; Pichiales; Pichiaceae. The record is from RefSeq and is a predicted model, not a curated record. The transcript has a single exon.